AUGCUACGACGGACAGUAGUCGUGCUGACUGCGCUUUUCUCCGGUCUGUGCUUCCUUGAACCAACUUUGAACGCCAUCGCCUUGAUGCUAUUCAGUGUUCCAGCUGCACUGGUUAUCCACUAUGAAGGCACACACUCCGGAAUUCCGGACAUCGAAAACUUUCCGCGCCGAAUUCUCACUCUGUGGUUCACGUCGUUCGGAUUCUGGUUCGCUGAUCGGCUGUUGUGCGAUGUUUGGCUGUGGCUCGGUGCCCCUUACCUACACGCGCUCUUCCAUUUACUAGCUGGCCUUGCUGGCUAUACCGUUUUCGUGAUGUUCUCUAUGAUCGAUAUCGAGACAAGGAGCUCGUCUCACAGGUAUACUGCGGCAGUACGAUAUUUUCCGGACAAAUCCGGAUCGCUGUUCUCUUUCCCGUAUAUCUCACUACGGGAGAAAAACUGCUGA
Molecule: messenger RNA, 444 nt
Organism: Ostertagia ostertagi
Lineage: Eukaryota; Metazoa; Nematoda; Chromadorea; Rhabditida; Trichostrongylidae
Source: the annotation of a GenBank genome assembly